Molecule: messenger RNA, 1374 nt
Organism: Bipolaris oryzae ATCC 44560
Lineage: Eukaryota; Fungi; Ascomycota; Dothideomycetes; Pleosporales; Pleosporaceae
Exons: 2
Coding region: 1-1374 (457 amino acids)
Biological process (GO): glycine catabolic process
Cellular component (GO): mitochondrion
Molecular function (GO): protein binding; aminomethyltransferase activity
Source: RefSeq, a predicted model, not a curated record
AUGGCCGCCAGAAAACCAGUCGCUGCGUUGCGCCCCGUGGCCAAUGUCUUUGCGCCCCAGGUUGGAAGACUUCAAUGCCCAAAAGUCGCCCGGUAUUCCACCCGAACAUGCACAUGGCCUGCCCCGCGACCCCGCAACUUCACAGAACCAGCGCGACAGCAUGUGCGAUGGGCUUCUUCACAGGCAGCAGGCGAGCAGCUGGGAAAGACUGGUCUGUAUGAACUGCACAGCAAGUAUGGUGCCAAGUUUGUGCCUUUUGGCGGAUACUUGAUGCCCGUCCAAUACAGCGACUUGAGCAUCAUCGACUCGCACAAUUGGACGCGCGAAAAAGCCAGUUUGUUUGAUGUUGGCCAUAUGGUCCAGCAUCACUUUUCUGGUCCCGGUGCCGAGGCCUUUCUCGAGAGCAUCACUCCCUCUGCCCUCUCAGCCCUGCCCAAACAUCAGUCUACUCUCUCAACUCUGCUCAAUUCCAAUGGUGGCAUUGUUGACGACACCGUCAUCACGCGUCUCACGGACAGGUUCUAUGUUGUGACAAAUGCAGGCUGCAGAGAAAAGGACACUGCUUAUUUCAAGGCGCAACUGGAUGCAUGGAAGAGCAAGCAUUCUGAUCAACCAGUCGAAUGGCAGAUCCUAGAUGGGCAGGGCCUUGUCGCCCUCCAGGGGCCCCUCUCCUCCGAGAUACUCUCUCGCGUGCUUGACGACAAGUCGAAGAAGGACCUGGAAUCGCUCUACUUUGGCCAGUGUGCCAAUGCAACCAUCAAGGGUACCGACGCCGAGGUGCUUGUCAGCCGUGGUGGUUAUACUGGCGAAGAUGGCUUUGAGAUCAGUAUUCCUGCCUAUGCCACCGAAGCCGUCACUCAAUACUUGCUCGACUCGGCCAAAGACGAGCUGCGAUUUGCAGGUCUCGGAGCGCGUGACACUCUCAGGCUCGAAGCUGGCAUGUGCCUAUACGGCCAUGACCUAGACGACACCACAACACCUGUCGAGGCCGGCCUUUCCUGGAUCAUCGGCAAAGACCGCCGCGUAAAAGGUGGCUUUCUCGGCGACUCUGUCAUUCUACAACAAUUAAAGAAAAAGUCGGAAGGUGGAGGUGUUUCGCGCCGCCGAGUGGGUCUUGUCGUUGAGGGAUCUCCCGCCCGAGAAGGCGCUGAGAUUGUCAACGAGGCUGGCGAGAAGAUUGGCAACAUUACCUCUGGCUGCCCGUCACCCACCCUCAAGAAAAACAUUUCCAUGGGCUACAUACAAGAUGGCAUGCACAAGGCGGGCACUGAAGUCGAUGUUGUAGUUCGUGGUAAGAAGCGAAAGGCCGUCGUCACGAAGAUGCCAUUCGUGCCAAGCAAAUACUUCAAGCAGCCAGCCAAUGUAAAGGCAUAG